Molecule: messenger RNA, 9015 nt
Organism: Pelobates cultripes (western spadefoot toad)
Lineage: Eukaryota; Metazoa; Chordata; Amphibia; Anura; Pelobatidae
Source: the annotation of a GenBank genome assembly
CAAAAUGGCUCAGGAAACAAAUCAAACACCAGGACCUAUGCUGUGCAAUACAGGCUGUGGAUUUUAUGGAAAUCCAAGGACAAACGGAAUGUGUUCAGUUUGUUAUAAAGAACAUCUUCAAAGGCAGAAUAGUGGAAGGAUUAGCCCAAUGGGUAAGUUUUCUUAAGAUAGAUGUGAUCUCCUAAAAUCUACUUCAGUGUAUAUGGGCUGCAUAAUUGUUUGCCUUUAUUUGACUAGUUCGUUUGUAAGUGGUUCAAAAUGUAAAGUGAACAUGUAAUGCAGGGUUUGACAGAUUUUUCUCUCUAAUAAAGCUUCACUUUCAAAGCCGGAAAUAAAACAGAGGUGUAUGGAUGCAUAAAUUGUCUGUUAUGUAAAGUUACCAGUGUGAAGGAUUUUAAAUGUAAAUGCACAUGAAAGUACUUCUUCAAGCUGACGUACUGUGAUGUGGUCAUUAAUGGCUUUUCCAUUCACGAGUAUACAUCUGAGCCAUUGUUCAAAAUUUCCUCUCCAUUGGGGAGUGAAGGUGUGGCAGCAUACUUAGUCUUGUGUUCAUAAGCUAAUUUUAAGGCCUCAAUCCUUGAUCUAAACUGUGGAUAUAAAGUGAAACAUUGUGAAGACUUAUAUCAGUUUGGGGAUGACCUGUAGUAUUUAGUGGUCUGAACAGUGGUCCGAUACCCUCUAUGACCUGAGAAUUUAUUUUCUGGUGGAUACAAUCUCUAUAGUAACCAAAACAGUCAUGGUUUAACCCCUUUAGACCGGGGGACGUACAAUUACGCCCUAUUUUAGGCGGCUCUAAACGCCGGCGGGCGUAAUUGUACGCCCUCCGGUUUUUGUUCACUUACCCGGUCGCCGGCGGUCCCACGCCGGCGAUCGCGGUGGGGGGGACUCCCAGGGAGCCCCCCCGCGGCAGAUCCUUCUCCUCCGGUGACCCCCGGCCAUGUGAGAGUGGGGUCCUAGCGAGGACCCCACAAUCACAUGGCUGGGGAUAGCUGGCUUCUGUAUUGCCAGCAGUGGGGCUGCCUGUAAUGACAGGUGGUCCCCCUGCUGGCUGAAAAUAAAAUUAAAAUAAAAUGUAUUAGUGUAAAAAAAAUAUACUUAGAUUAUAUAUAUAUAUAUAUAUAUAUAUAUAUAUAUAUAUAUAUAUAUAUAUAUAUAUAUAUAUAUAUAUAUAUAUAUAUAUAUAUAUAUUAAUAUCAAAUUACACGUAGACUGAUACUGGUUAAAUAUAUAUAUAAUUAUUGUUAUAUAUAUAUUUAUGUAUAAUAUAAAAAAAAAUAUGUAAAUACGUUAAAAAAUAAAAUGAAAAAAAAAAUAUUUAAAAAAAUUAAUUAAAAAAUAUAUAGAUGUGUGUUAUUUCAUUCUAACUGUAUUGUGAUAUUAAUAUAUAUUUAUAUCAAAAUACACGUAGAACGAAAUAAUAUAUAUAUCUACAUACAUAAAUAUAUACGUAUAUAUAAAUAAAAAUAUUUUAAAAACAUUAUAUAGAUAUACACAUAUAGAUUCACAUACGUAUAUAUAUAUAUAUACAUAUAUUAAUUCUACAUAUAUAUUUAUGUAAUAUUUUUACAUAAUUAGGUAUCUUAAUUAAUUACAAUUAGCGGGACCUGCCUGACAACCCAUGCCGAAAGUAAAGGGAAUUUAAUUGGCUAGCACUAUAUUUAACCCUAUAACUUUCCAAGACACCAUAAAACCUGUACAUGGGGGGUACUGUUCUACUCGGGAGACUUCGCUGAACACAAAUAUUAGUAAAAUGUAUUACGAUGAUAUCACCAGUAAAAGUGACGUUUUUUUGCAUUUUUCAUGCACAAACUGCACUUACACGGACGAUAUUAUUGCUGUGAUACUUUUUUACUGUUUUGAAACACAAAUAUUUGUGUUCAGCGACGUCUCCCAAGUACUACAGUACCCCUCAUGUACAGGUUUUAUGGUGUUUUCAAAAGUUACAGCGUCAAAUAUAAGGCUUGCGUUUCAUUUUUUUCACAUUAAAAUUUGCCAGAUUGGUUACGGUGCCUUUGAGACCCUAUGGUAGCCCGAGAAUGAAAAUUACCCCUAUGAUGGCAUACCAUUUGCAAUAGUAGACAACCCAAGGUAUUGCAAACGGGGUAUGUCCAGUCUUUUUUAGUAGCCACUUAGUCACAAACACUGGCCAAAAUUGGCGCUUUUUUGCAUUUUUCACACAAACAAAUACUAACGCUAACUUUGGCCAGUGUUUGUGACCAAAUGGCUACUAAAAAAGACUGGACAUACCCCAUUUGCAAUACCUUGGGUUGUCUACUAUUGCAAAUGGUAUGCCAUUAUGGGUGUAAAUUUCAUUCCUGGCUACUAUAAAGUCUCAAAGGCAACGUAACCUAUCUGGCGAAUUUCAAUUUUAAAUGUAACGUGCUAUACUUGACCCUGUAACUUCCCAAAACGCCAUAAAACCUGUACAUAGGGGUUUUACACGUGAGACUUUGCUGAAUAUAAAUAUGUGUAUUUUAUUGCAGUAAAAGCAAACAGUAUUAUGACAUUGACAGUUAAAAUGUCAUGUAGAACUAAAAAAAAUAAAAAAAAUAAAAAAAAAUUCAUAUUAAAUUAUGUUUCACAUCUAAAUAUUUGAUAUUAAAUGAAAGCCCUGUUUCCCCUGAAUAAAAUGAUAUAUAAUAAGGGUGGGUGCAUUUACUAUGAAAUAGGUGAAUUACGGUUGGACAGACAUGUAGCGCAAAUUCCAGGUUUUGUUUACAUUUUAUUUCGUUCACAACGUGUACAUUUGGCUCCGUCCUUAAGGGGUUAAUGAUGCCGUUUUUGUGUAAAGCUCAUGCCCCAUGCAGUCUCACUGCUCCAAUCUCUGCCAUUAAGGAGUUUAAUCACUUUGUUUAUAUAGCCCUGUGCACCUGCAUGUGACUUACACAGCCUUCUGAAAUACUUCCUGUAAAGAGCGCUAAUGUUAACAUGUCCUUUAUUGCAAAUUGUUUAAUUUAGAAUGUAUCUCCUGUUCUGUUAACAGAUUGCUAGACUCUGCAGUAAGUCACAACUGAUUGAAAAUGAAACCAUUUUGGUUUCAUGCUGGCUGUCCGCCAGGGGUGGUGUGCUAGGGCUGCAUAAACACACAAGUGACUUAACGCCUAAUUAAAUCAACUGAGCAAUGCAGGUUCAGAGGCAUGAUCUGCACACAAACUGCUUCAUUACAGGGAAGCUAUAGUCACCAGAACAACCACAGCUUAUUGAAUUUGUUCUGGUGAGUAGAAUCAUUACCUUCAGGUUUUUUGCUGCAAACUCUUUUCAGAGAAAAUGCAUUGUUUACAUUACUGCUUAGUGAUAACUUUACUGGCCACUCCUUAGAUGGCUGUUAGAGAUCCUUCCUGGGUCAUGGCUGCCCAAAAUGCAUGCAAACAUUCAGUGUCUCCUCCCUCUGCAUGCAGACACUGAACUUUCCUCAUAGAGAUUCAUUGAUUCCAGUCAUCUCUAUGAGGAGAUGCUGAUUGGCCAGGGCUGUUUGAAUUGUGCUGGCUCUGCCCCUGAUCUGCCUCCUUGACAGUCUCAUCCAAUCCUAUGUGGAAGCAUUGUGAUUGGAUCAGGCUUCCACUUCUGCUGAUGGCAGUGGGCCAGUCUAAAGGAAACUGGGACCAAAUAAGCAGCUGCAGACUUGAAUACAAGUAAGAGUUACUAUAUUUAGGGAGGCAUGAUUGUGACUUGGAGACCAAUAGGUUUUGGAGCCCAAUUACAAAGGUAUUCACUUUUUUUUUUUUUUUGGAAUGCAAUCUUCAAGAGACAUUUCAUUCAGUCUUUAUACUGUACCUUACAAAUACGCAAAGGAACAUGUAAAUUGGGUACUGCAAUAAUAAGUGGAUAUGAAACAAAUUUAUGCAUUUAGAAAAGUCACUCAAAUCUGGUGGGGUUUAUGCUAUGUUUAGUGUCAAAAGUGUACAUCAACAGAAUGGAUGCGUUGGAAUAUAACCAGAAUGCUUGUUAUAGCUGAGGUGUGUAAGUACCAUACCAACAAUUACCAGGAUGGACUCUUUAUUUAUGGUUACUCACAAACAGAUCAUGAUAUGCUGAUGACAUCAGCUGACACCCUUUGCAUUAUUGCACCCAGAUCUCUAAUCUGUUUUCAGGAUGCCCACAAGGACAAUAGGAGACCGUGAGAAUAGGCAUCUGGGAACAGACUUUGGUGUUAAACAAUUUGUAAAUGGCUUAUACCAUGUAAGGUACUCCAGUUGUUAUGGGGAUGGACUGUCUGUUUAAUACUAUAUUUAGCAGUUUGCCUAUGCAGUGAUAUAACUAAACCUAUAAAUGGAUAAAUAUUACAUUAACCCCUUAAGGACACAUGACAGAAAUAUUCCGUCACGAUUCCCUUUUAUUCCAGAAGUUGUGUCCUUAAGGGGUUAAUAGACUUGUAAAUGAUUUGUCCCUCACAUUUCCCCAUACUAAAAGAUGAAUAUUGGCAUUUUCAUGGCAAGCUAUUACAGUAUACAGUCUAAAAUUUGAACUGCUUUCAUAUCUUGUUUGCUUAGUUGUAAAUUGGUGGUCAUUUUGUGAAUGUCAUCAGUUCCUGUUAAAGCACCACUAUAGGCACCCAGACCAUUUCAGCUUAAUGAAGUGGUCUGGGUGCCUGGUCCAGCUAGGGUUAACCUUUGUUAAAAAAAUAAAUAAUUUCCGAGAAACAGCUAUGAUUACACUGAGGGUUAAUCCAGUCUCUAGAGCCUCUAUUGGCUGUCUCAUUGACAGCCGCUAGAGGCGCUUGCGUGCUUCUCACUGUGAAAAUCGGUGAGAAGAUGCCAGCGUCCAUAGGAAAGCAUUGUAAAUGCUUUCCUAUGAACUGCCUGAAUGCACGCAUGCGCAUUCAGCCGAUGACAUCGCUUGGAAGGAGGAGGAAAGCUCCCCGUCUGGCGCUGGAGAAAAGUAAGAUUUUUAACCCCUUCCUCUCUCCAGAGCCAGGCGGGAGGGGCACCCUUAGGGCACUAUAGUGGUCCUUUAAGACUUAAACGAACACUAUUGGAUCAUGAACAGUGGAGCUAUCCCUAGACUGUAUGAAAUGUAAACACUGCAUUUUCUCUGAAAAGACAAUGUUUCUUGAAAAAGCCUGCAGGGAAUGAUUAUAGUCACCAGAACAAAUACAACAAGCUGUAGUUGCUCUGUUGACUAGUGUCCCUUUAAAUGGCUUGUCUUACUGUCUUAUAAAUUAAUUUUUUUUUAGUUUAAAAAAGAAGCGCUUUACUGGAUGCAAAGUGCAUGGAGCAUAAGGGACAGAUUUCUGUGCAUUUCUGUCCUCCACUUAAUGUUGUCUCAAUGCAUUCUUUACAUAGAUUUGUAACAAAGUUUUUAAUUAAACAGUUGGCAAGAAUGCUAAGCUGGUGAUUUUACAAACCAUGCUUAUCCAUGGUUUUUAAAUUGGGAAAACCGAAGGUUUGAAGAUGUUUUGAAGUUAUUUUCAUGUUUCCGUGGCUUUAUAUACACGUUUCAGGUACCAGGAAAAACCUAUGCUUGUUGGGGUGUUUCUGAACCCUUACUGUUACAACUGCAAUAUAUAGUAAAAACCAAAGGGAAAAAGGGGGAAUUUUCUUUUUUACAACUGCAAUAUAUGCCUGAUCUAAAUUAUCAGAUGUCAAAAGAUUUUUUUUUUGUUUUUGUUUUUUUUUUGAUCCUGCAAAGUAGUUUGUCACAUAGUAAACUGCCAUGCACUGGUACAAGAUGGCACUAUAAAUAUUUAACAUCUAUAUUCCAAACGUAUGCAUUGUCCAGUGUCUUAUUGUUCUAUGUAAGUUUAGGUUUGUUUUUUGUAAUUCAACUGGUUUUUUUUUUUUAAUUUUAUGUAUCUCUAUCAAAUAUACUAUGUUCAGGUGUCUGAAAUCAAGAACUUGCUAGACUUUCCAGUAACUUUUUAUUUUUUCUUCUAGGAGCAGCAAGUGCUUCAAGUAGUCCUACAUCAGAAUCUGCAGUUAUUCAGAGAGUAGAGACUGCAUUGAGUAACUGUGAAAGUGCUGCUGGCAGCUCAACAGACAAAUCAAGGUACAAUGAAAGUGUGGGGUGUCUGUCAUCUGUGAACAAAAUAAAUAUAAAAACGAGUGCUGCUGAUUUCCAUGGUCCUUUAUUUCUGCUUAGCCUUGUAUAAUGGCAGAAGAAUCUGGGUCCUGUGCGUCUGUCCUAUCAUUCUUGGGGUGUCUCUCUCUGAGGGAAAGAAACAAGUGGAACGUUGAGUGCUUGGAACUGCACACAUUUCAAUGGCUGAGUUUUAAAAUUAAAUCCUUGUUAUGCUUUUCUUUCAGAAAUGUGCCUGUGGCAUCUCUGCCUGUAACUCAGCAAAUGACAGAAAUGAGCAUUUCAAGGGAAGAAAAUAUUGCCUCUCCAAAAGCUGAAUCAUCAGAACCUGGUAUGUACAGUUCUAACUGAUGUGGCUUUUUUUCCACCCUCCCUUCCUGUUUGUACUCCCCAAGUCCUUUAAAAACUUUAUUUGUGUUGCUUUUUCACUUCAGUGGUGACCCAGCCAAGUCCAUCUGUAUCCCCACCCAGCACAUCUCAAAGUGAGGAAAAAGGCACAGAACUUCCUAAACCAAAGAAGAACAGAUGUUUUAUGUGCAGGAAGAAAAUUGGCCUUACAGGUAAUUGUGGUUUAUAAAGUUCUUUAUAAACUAACUGUUGUAUAACAUAUUUCUAACUUUUCUUUAUUUUUUUAUUUUUUUUAUUUCCUAUUAGGAUUUGACUGCCGUUGUGGCAAUCUGUUUUGUGGACUUCAUCGUUACUCUGACAAGCACAACUGUCCUUAUGAUUACAAAGCAGAAGCUGCUGCAAAAAUACGGAAAGAAAACCCUGUCGUUGUGGCGGAAAAAAUUCAGAGAAUAUAAACAAUACACAACUUGUGAAGACUUUACAUUUUUCAUUUUUGAUUUUAAUAUUGUAGGGAAACCUUUAAGGAGCAGAUGCAUGUCCAUUUCUCUUCUGAUGUUAUCCAGAAUUUAUUUUGUGAUUGUGCGCUUUUUUUUUUUUUAAAGAAUGUUUGGGUGUUUGUAAACAGGCAAAAUUGGAUUGAUACAGCUGUUUUCCCAACUUGUAUAUCUGAGCCCAGAGAACACAAACUGUUUCAAGACAGCAUACACGUUCCAUUAAGUGCAUAUCAUCUGGUGCAAUGUAAACUAAUGUGCCAAAGUAGGCUUCCAAGCUGCAUGGCUACAACAGAUAUCCAGCUUGUAGUCUGAUCGCUCAUAGCAAAUGACUGGGAAAAUACCUGUAACAUUAAUUGACGCACCAGAUACUGAUGUAUUUUACCAUAAUUGCACCCUUUUUUCGGUUUUGACUCCUGCAUGGAUUUAGUUUGUAUCCUGUUGGUUUGCAACUGGAUACCGUCAGAUCAACUUUCAUGGUGAAAUGGAAAACUCUUGUGGAUAUACCAUCUGCCUGCCUGGUUAUUUUUAUUUUUAAUUUUUUUUUUUAAUGUUUUCUUUACCUCCUCCCAAUCCCACCGAAUCCACCUAAUUAUUGGCUAUAUUUUGUUAAAGGAGUUUUGUGGGCCGCCUUUAUCCUGUUACCUGCAAGACUAACAUCUUGAUCUGUUCUAGUCUAUAAUGAAAACCUUAAGAUCUGUAAGCUUUAUCACUGGAAACAUGCUAUAGCAAGUGGAUUCUAGCAUGUAGUUUAUUUUUUACUUUUACUUGGGUCAGAAUGAGUUGUUGCACAGUCAAAAUGUGAUUAAGUACCUUUUUAUGUUAUGCAUAAUUUAAGUUUUAAUUUCAUACAUUGGCUUUUCUUGCAAUGUCUUGUACUUGCUCUUCAGUGUGUAAUAAACAUUUGAUAAAUGCCAUAAAUACCACAGGGUCAUGAAAUACUGAAAACUAAAACUUCAUCUAUGAGUUGGGGUAGGCCAUUCAACAUUAAUUUAGCAAUUUUGAAAAACUUUGUAAUAACUCCACCCCACUGUGCCUUUGCCGCCCCUGCAAAAUUCUAAUCUUACAAAUGCUUAAGGGUUGUCAGGGAAUGUUUCCCGACACAUCAUUGCAUAGCUAAAACUUAACCCUUGCAGUGAGCACCUUUAUGCAAACCUAUCUGGGCAAUAUAACUAGCAUUAUUUUCUCAACUUAACCAUAGGAAAAGGUGAUGGAAGUCCAUGGGUUUCUUCUUUAAACUGGUGGAUUUUUUUUAAAAUUUUUUUUACAGUAUGACUAAAUUGCACAGAUUUGCAUGAGAAACCAUACCUUGGCUGCUGUAGGCUUAUUCCCCCACUAGUCAUACCAGGAACCACAUUGAGGGCUGCUAAACACAUUAUUUUCUUUUGUUUUUAAUAUAGUACCUGUGUGUAGGACUGUAAUUUUCUUGGUUAUAUUGCAUGGGCUGCAUUACAUACAGCUUUGUACAAAUCAACUCUAGAAAAAAGCAGUAGACUUCACUUGUCUGUUAAUCACUUCUGUGUUCUAAUGGAAGGUUUUCUUAUAAUUAAUUUCUUGUAUUUUUAGAUAAGCGCAACUUUUAGAGUAGUAUUGUGAUAAUGCCUGUUCUCAUCUGUAAAUAGUUGAAGUAUGUUCACUUGGCUUCACUUUAAAAUUUUACUUUUGUGUUCUGUCCCUAGUUUAUUUGGCAACAUCAGAAUUUUGCUUUAAACCUUGUAUUUUUUUUUUUUUGAGUUAUUAGAUAUGCAAAUGUGUACAGAAGAUAGUUCAUAUUUAUGUAUUGCACAUAAUCAUGCUCUCCAGCAUCUAUGCUAUAUUGUAUUAUGUAAAUAAUAAAGUUAUGUACAGAGGGAAUCUCUUGUUGGCAUGAUUUUUAUAAAAUCUGUUCCCAUUGUGAAUUAACAAAACAAAGUACAAAUGUUCUGUGCUAAAGGUGAAACCAUACAAUUUGUUUCUUACUGUAAGACUGCAACAAAGUGACUUUCUGCCAUAAAUGUUUUUGAACCUCUUUGACAUGAAUCUGUGAAUUAGUGUUUGUAGUAUUUCUUGUGUAGGUGAGUAAGAGCCAUUUGCUGGAGCACCAUCAAACAGAAGUACAAAGCAUGCAUUCUUUCCCAAACCAAUGGAAGGUGUAUUUCACAAAUUCAAGCUUCAAAUGGCG